AUGAGUGUCCAAGAAGUUACCUUCAAGUCUUUCACAGACCAAAAGCCCGGAACAUCAGGGCUGAGAAAAAAGGUCGUCGUCUUCCAACAACCUCACUAUAGUGAAUCCUUCGUUACCAGCAUCCUGCUCUCCAUCCCAGAAGGAGCCAAAGACAGUUUCUUGGUCAUUGGUGGUGAUGGACGAUACUGGAACCCCGAGGUCGUGCAGUUGAUCGCGAAGAUUGGAGCUGCCUAUGGAGUGAAGAAGCUUCUGAUCGGUCAGGGCGGUAUCUUGAGUACACCUGCUGCUAGUCACAUCAUCCGCAAGCGCAAAGCUACCGGUGGUAUUCUGUUGACGGCCAGUCACAAUGCAGGAGGUCCCAAGAAUGACUUCGGUAUCAAAUACAACCUGGCGAAUGGUGGACCAGCCCCUGAAUCAGUCACCAACAAGAUGUUCGCAACCUCCAAGACCCUCACGUCCUACAAGAUCGCAGAUAUCCCCGAAAUUGAUAUCAACACAAUCGGCACCAAGACAUAUGGUGAUCUGGAGGUGGAGGUUAUCGAUUCAGUUGCGGACUAUGUCGAGAUGUUGAAAGACAUCUUUGACUUCCCCCUGAUCAAGAAGUUCUUCGAGUCUCAUACCGACUUCAAGGUUCUUUUCGAUGCUCUCAGUGGUGUCACUGGCCCAUAUGGAAAGGCCAUCUUCGAGCAUGAGUUUGGCCUCUCUAGCGCCAGCACCCAAAACUGCAUCCCAUCUCCAGACUUCAAUGGUGGUCACCCAGAUCCGAACCUUACCUACGCACACUCGCUGGUCGAGGCUGUCGACAAGGGAAAGAUCCACUUUGGAGCUGCUAGUGAUGGAGACGGAGACCGUAACAUGAUUUACGGUGCCAAUGCAUUUGUCUCUCCCGGAGAUAGUUUGGCCAUCAUUGCUCACCACGCUCAGCUCAUCCCAUACUUCAAGAAACAGGGUGUGUAUGGCCUGGCCCGCAGCAUGCCAACAUCUGGUGCUGUCGACCUUGUUGCCAAGGCUCAAGGAUUGAACAGCUACGAGGUGCCGACAGGCUGGAAAUUCUUUUGCGCCCUUUUCGAUGCCGAUAAGCUGUCGAUCUGUGGUGAGGAGUCUUUCGGUACCGGUAGCAACCAUAUCCGUGAGAAGGAUGGUCUUUGGGCUGUUGUCGCCUGGUUGAACAUCAUUGCUGGUAUCGGAGAGGCCAACCCAGAGAUCACUCCGAGCAUCUCCAAGAUCCAACAUGAUUUUUGGAACAUAUAUGGACGCACUUUCUUCACGCGGUACGAUUACGAGAAUGUCAGCAGUGAGGGUGCUGCUCAGCUGGUCAAGGAUUUGACAGCUAAAAUUGAAGACAAAUCAUUCAUCGGGUCGACGGUUGCUGAUCGCAAGGUUGCCGAUGCCGGUGACUUCUCGUACACCGAUCUCGAUGGUAGCGUUUCGCCCAACCAGGGUCUAUAUGUCAAGUUCUCUGACGGAUCCCGUAUUGUGGUCCGUCUUUCAGGAACUGGCAGCUCCGGCGCCACUAUUCGUUUGUACAUCGAGAAACACACCAGCGACACCAAGUCAUACGGCUUGGAUGCCCAGGACUUCCUAAAGCCGGAUAUCGAAUUGGCUACAGAACUUUUGAAGUUCCAGGAGCACAUUGGACGCACCGAGCCUGACGUGAAGACAUAA
Messenger RNA from Drepanopeziza brunnea f. sp. 'multigermtubi' MB_m1, 1665 nucleotides. RefSeq lists its product as uncharacterized. Gene Ontology annotation, molecular function: phosphoglucomutase activity. Gene Ontology annotation, biological process: carbohydrate metabolic process. NCBI's taxonomy places the organism in Eukaryota, Fungi, Ascomycota, Leotiomycetes, Helotiales, Drepanopezizaceae. The record is from RefSeq and is a predicted model, not a curated record. Gene Ontology annotation, cellular component: cytosol.